Myxozyma melibiosi is the source of this 3514-nucleotide messenger RNA. RefSeq names its product p115 like vesicle tethering protein. The record is from RefSeq and is a predicted model, not a curated record. The transcript is spliced from 6 exons. Lineage: Eukaryota; Fungi; Ascomycota; Lipomycetes; Lipomycetales; Lipomycetaceae. Gene Ontology annotation, cellular component: Golgi stack; endoplasmic reticulum; ER to Golgi transport vesicle membrane. Gene Ontology annotation, biological process: endoplasmic reticulum to Golgi vesicle-mediated transport; transcytosis; intracellular protein transport. The coding region runs from base 106 to 3435 and encodes 1109 amino acids.
AAUUUGCUUUCUCUCAUCUCAUUGUCUAUCGACCUGCUCUGAUUGUUUGUUGAUGUUCAGCUGAUUAUAAUAGAAGCGAUCUAGGCGUAUCGUCGACACUGAAUCAUGCAGGACUAUUUGACAGGCUUCCUGCCGCAGACGCAACCGAAACCGUCGACGACCGCGCUCGAGACGAUCGCAAAGUUAUGUGAUCGUCUCCUGAACUCGACCCUUCUCGAAGACAGACGGGCCGCUGUUCUGGGACUCAAAGGUUUCUGUCGGGAGUACCGUGAGGCAGUCGUCACCGGCGGAUUGAGAGGGCUGAUUGCCGAGCUUCAGCGUGAUCGUCUUGAUACCGAGACUAUCAAAGCUACUCUGGAAACCGUCCUGCUGCUGUUUGUGAGAGACAAAACUGAUACCACGGCUGAUGUUGAUUAUAUCGCCCUGUGGCUCGCCGACGAGUUUACUCAGCGCGAGGAAAACAUAUCACUGUUGAUUGACAUUUUGGAAAAUCCCGAUUUCUAUGUGCGAUUAUAUACUCUCCAACUCCUAGCUGCGAUCCUCACAAACAGACCAGAACGAACCAAGCAGUGCGUCUUUGCGGCCCCUCUCGGUAUCUCUAGAUUUGUUUCCACGUUGGAUGAUCACAGAGAAGCAAUUCAGAAUGAGGCCGUCAUGCUACUCAUUCACCUCGUCGACGGCCAUCCUGAUAUCCAGAAGCUAGUUGCGUUCGAAAACACCUUUGACAAGAUUUUCCUGAUCAUCGAGCGAGAGGGAGGUGUCGAAGGCGGCGUGAUUGUCCGAGACUGUCUGCUACUGAUUGCCAAUCUUCUGCGCUUCAACCCUUCCAACCAAAACUUAUUCAGAGAGACGAGCUGUAUUCCCCGACUUUCAGAGCUCAUGAUUACCGACAAAGGGGCCGCGAAUUGGGAUCAGCAGAAAACCAAAAACAUGAUUCUCGUGCUGGAGAUCUGUAGAUUGUUCGUGGUCGAGGAUAGCUUGGGAACUCCUGCCAACCAGCAGAUUUUGUUCCAGGCCGGCGUGCUGAUGAAUGUCCUGCGCCUUGCAUUCGGUGACUCGACAAACAUCCAGGUUCGCGCUAUGGCUCUUGUUGCCGCAGGAGACUUGAUUCGCGGGCACGAUGAGAUCCAGGAGAAGUUUUCAAAUAUCGAUGUGCCAUAUAUCAACGUUUCUGCCCCAGGCGAACCUUCCCAUGUCCAGGUCGAACCGGAAGCGAUCCCUGUGACGCAGGCGCUCUUGAACUGGGCACUCUCAUGCUCGUCUAUCUACGCUUUCGAUCUACGAGUCGGCGCAACGAUGUGCUUAGAAGGAUAUCUUUCUAACAACAACAACACCCGAGUCGCGUUUUUGGAAGACGCUAUCGACGCCUACUUCAACGACAACCGCGGUCCUAAAAACACCAAACUUCUCAGCGGCAUUCUAGACCACGAAACCGACGCGCGCACAGAUCCCUACAAAACAUGGUUUGCGUGCGUGAUCAUGCUCCAUAUCUUCGAAGGCGGACAGGAGCUCAAGGAUCUCGCCCGAUCGAUCACGAUCGGCGAUGAGGAACAGGGCGAGGAGGUUGUUACCGCGAUCCAGACUAUAUCUGCGAAUCUCGUCGCUGCUCUACAGUACAAUCUCGACGCGCGAAUUCCUAUUGCGUACAUCAUGCUUCUCUGUGUCUGGCUUUACGAGGACUACGAAGCGAUCGACGAUUUUUUGAGCGAAGGAUCCAGCGUGCAGUCUUUGGUCGCGGAUGUUUCGCAGUCGUCAAGUCAUAAUAUUAUGGUGGAGGGGAUGUGCACUACAUUACUCGCUGUCCUGUACGGUUACUGCACCACCCAGUCGCCAAUUCCAAGACCCACGCUGCAUCGACUGUUGGUAAACAGAAUAGGCCGCGACUCGUUUAUCAUGAAACUCCGCCUUUUGCGUCGCAACAACUUUGUCCGAGACUUUGAUUCGUCCGAGAUUUUGUCCGCGGGAAAAGACGAGACCGGUCUGCCAAAGGUGUUUUUCAACCGGGUGUUUAUUGACUUUUUCAAGGAUCGGUACAGCCGGCUUGAGAAAGUUCUUGAUAAGGAUCCGAAUCGCGAUCCGAUUAGUCCAGAAGCGAUCGAGGCUCAAAACGAACAGGCGGUCGAGUCCAUGGAGUCGAUGGCCAAAGAAAUCGACGAGCUCCGCGCUCAACUCGAAGGUGCCAACGCGUCAAUAGCGCAGACGCAAGAGUCUCUUGCCGGCUCAGUCUCACAAUCCGAGACGCUUGCGCAUGAGAAAGAGGCCUUGAGCUCACGGUUGGAAGAGUCCUCGACUGUUGUGAAAAAGCUGCAGGAGCAGCUUGCGGCCGCGGAGAAGGAGGUCGCGGGCGAGAAGGAGAAAGCCAAGGAGAUUGAAAAGAAACUUGGGGUUAACGUUCAAUCGCUCGGGCUGGAGACGAUGCGCCUGCAAAAGGAGAAAAGCGAACUGCAAGAGUCCUUCCGGAAAGAGAAGAAUCGGGCGGAUAACAUGGACAAGGAGCUCACGAGAUCCAAAGAGCGGGCGUUGCAAGCCGAGUCUAGUCUGCGGUCAUUGAAAGAGUCUGCAGCUGCGGAGAAGACGAAGUUGGAAGCCCGGCUGAAGCAGGUUGAGGAGCAGCGGUCGUAUACCCAUGCGAUGAUGGAGAAUAAGGACAAAGAGCUGAAGCAGGUGGCUACCAAGACUGAGCAAUUGCAGACGCUGUUGAACGGGUUCAAGACUAAGGCGGCUGACUUGAACGGGCAGGUCGAUGCUCUGAAGAAGGAGGUGGCUGACAAGGAGAAAGCAGUGGAGGAGGUCAAGGCGGCCUCGACGAGCAAAGAUCAGAAGAUCUCGGAGCUGGAGAAGGAAGUACAGUCGAUCAAGACAGAGCGCGAUAGCUUGAAGUCACAGGUGACAAAGUUGGAAGCAGAGGUCAAGAGUGUGAAUGAAAAGUUGAGCGCCGCUUCAUCCGACAAGGGUGCCAAGGCUCGCAAGACCGAAGAGAAGCUGAAGGAGACGCAGGCUAAGUUGGAUGCUUUGCAGAAGCAGUUCAAAGAAGAGAAGCAAAAGUCUACGAACGCGCUUUCUGAGAUCGAAGCGAAGAAGACCGAGGUCACGAAGCUUAAAAAAUCACUGAAAGAGUCGGAGGAGAAGGUUGAAGAUCUUUUGCUAGUCAUGGCUGAUUUGGAGGAGAAGAUUGCGAAUAUUGGUGGUGACGAGGAAGACGAAGAGGAGGAGGAGGAAGAGGAUGGUGGAGAGGAUGGCGAUGAGGAGGAGGAGGAAGAGGAGGAAGCGAGUGAGGAAAAAGUAGAAGAGAAGACAGAGGCAAAGAAAGCUGCUGAGCCUAAUGGUACGACAAAGACUAAUGGCAAAGCGAGCGCCGACGAGGAAGACGAGGAUGAAGAAGACGAGGAGGACGAUGAGGACGACGAAGAGGAGGACGAAGAUGACGUCGACUAGACGGACGGUGUUAUAUAAGCUAGAAGUGGAUUGUAUCAUAUGCCAGAGUGGCAGAAACAUUGUAAUAUACUAAUAAAAG